AUGGAGCUGUGGUUCAGGUGGAGUUGGUUAUUAGUGGUUCUUCUCUGUGGCCUAGGCUUUAGCAGUGCCUAUGUUAGACAACGGCGCCAGUCAGACACUCGGUGGAGAGGUUAUCAGCCUGGAGUGGGAUAUCCUAGAGGACUUGGGCAACCUGUGUCAGGUGUAGGUUCUCCUAGAGGACUUGGGCAACCUGUGUCAGGUAACCAAUGGUCUCCAGUGUCUGGAUUUGGAGCUUCAAGGGGAGUUCCGCCUCAGUCUCCAUGGGGCUCCAGGUAUCCUGGAGCAAUUAAUGAGCUUCGACAGGUUGUACAACCUGCAUCCUCCCUUAUCAGUGUGCAGUGUGCUGAGGACCAGAUGGUGGUGACUGUGCAGAGAGACUUCUAUGGCAAUGGGUAUCUUAUAAAAACCUCAGAACUGACCCUAGGAUCGUGCCAACCUGGAUCCCAGACUUCAGAUGAAAUGGUCUUUAACAAUAAUGUGGAGGCCUGUGGGGCCAGCUUACAGUUGACCCAGGACUUCUUGAUCUAUAGAACUAUCUUGAACUACAAUCCAGUUUCCAGCAACUCCAUCAUAAGGGCCAAUCCUGCUGCGGUUCCCAUCAUGUGCUAUUACCCCCGUCAUGGCAAUGUGAGUAGCAAGGCAAUCAUUCCAACUUGGGCUCCGUUUAGUACCACAGUCUCUACGGAUGAGAGGUUGGCCUUCUCAAUGUACCUGAUGACCGAUGACUGGAGCAGUCGUAGAUCUUCCUCAGUCUUCCAGCUUGGAGACCUCUUUUAUAUAGAAGCCUCUGUGAUGACUGAGAAUCACAUCCCCAUGAUCCUGUUUGUUGACUCCUGUGUGGCCACAGCUACAUCAGAUGUGAACUCCAGCCCCAGUUAUCAGAUCAUAGCCUUUAAUGGGUGCCUGGUAGAUGGGACACAAGAUGACUCCUCCUCAGCUUUCAUAUCUCCAAGGUCUCGGCUAGAUAAGAUCCAGUUCACAGUUGAUGCCUUCCGGUUCAUUGGGACAGAUGCAUCUACGAUCUACAUCACAUGUUCUCUAAGAGCUACUCGAGCGAACCAAACUCUUGAUCCAAUGAACAAAGCCUGCUCUUACAACAAGAAUACUAGAAGCUGGUCUGCUCUUGAAGGCUCAAAUGACAUCUGCCGCUGCUGUGACUCUGGGACCUGUGCUCCUGCUCCUCUUGGCCAGGCCAGAAGAUGGGGCAGAAUCAACGGGGGAUCAAGAGGCAUUCAGAAGAGAGAAACUGGCCAUCAUCUUGAGGAGCAUUCUGUGGCCACACUUGGCCCUCUAUUGGUCAUCUGGGCUGAGGCAAGCCAUAUGAAAUCUGUUGCAGACAAUGUCCAGCCUUCAAGAGUCCCUGAAGAGUCUCCACCAUUAGAGAUGUGGAUGUUGGUGGCCAUUGGUUCUGUCAGUGUGGUGGUUGUAGCUGUUGCUAUAGUUGUGAUUUCUAGAUACAUUGUGAAAAGCUUGGCAACCCGCAAAACUAUGGAAUAA
Bufo gargarizans (Asiatic toad) is the source of this 1497-nucleotide messenger RNA. RefSeq names its product zona pellucida sperm-binding protein 3-like. Gene Ontology annotation, cellular component: extracellular matrix. The record is from RefSeq and is a predicted model, not a curated record. The transcript is spliced from 9 exons. Bases 1 to 1497 code for a protein of 498 amino acids. Gene Ontology annotation, molecular function: acrosin binding. Gene Ontology annotation, biological process: positive regulation of acrosome reaction; binding of sperm to zona pellucida; egg coat formation. NCBI's taxonomy places the organism in Eukaryota, Metazoa, Chordata, Amphibia, Anura, Bufonidae.